AUGCGGGCAAGUGAUCUACAUGCAAUGUCGAAACAUUAUCGAAUCAGGUGCAUGCGAACGGGGGAAGCUUUUCUCUCUCUUUCUGACAAUAUCUAUCUAUCUAUCUAUCUAUCUAUCUAUCUAUCUAUCUAUCUCUUUCUGACGAUAUCUAUCUAUCUAUCUGUUAUGGUCCGGUUCCUUGUACCACGGUCCCAUAACACUAUCUAUCUAUCUAUCUAUCUAUCUAUCUAUCUAUCUCUUUCCGAUUAUAUCUAUCUAUCUAUGUUAAUCUGUGCAUAUGUAUCUAUCUCAGUCUGUCUAUAUCUAUCUACCUUAGCUCCUAUCUACGUAUCUAUCUAUGCCUCUAUCUGUCCAUAUAUAAAGCUCUUUUACUAUCUAUAUAUCUAUCUAUCUCAUUCUUUUGAUAUCUAUUUAUCUAUCUAUCUAUCUAACUAUCUAUCUAUUUAUCUAUCUAUGUCAGUUUUUUCAUAUCUAUCUAUCUAUUUAUCUAUCUAUCUAUCUCAGUCUGUUCAAAUCUAUCUAUCUAUCCAUCUAUCUAUCUAUCUAUCUGGUUAUUUAUCUUCUAUCUCAUCUAUUAUCUAUCUAUCUAUCUCAUCUAUUUAUCUAUCUAUCUAUCUAGUCUGUUCUAUCUAUCUAUCUAUCUAUAUAUCUAUCUCAGUCUGUUUAUAUCUAUCUAUCUAUCUAUCUAUCUAUCUAUCUAUCUCAGUCUGUUCAUAUCUAUCUAUCUAUCUAUCUAUCUAUCUCAGUCUGUUUAUAUCUAUCUAUCUAUCUAUCUAUCUAUCUAUCUAUCUACCUAUGUCAGUCUUUUCAAAUCUAUCUAUCUAUCUAUGUCAGUCUUUUCAUAUCUUUCGAGUUUCUAUCUAUCUAUCAGUGCGAAUUUCUAUCUAUCUAUCUAUCUAUCUAUCUAUCUAUCUAUCUAUCUAUCUAUCUAUCUAUCUAUCAGUGCUUGUUUCUAUCUAUCUAUCUAUCUAUCUAUCUAUCUAUCUAUCAGUUCGAGUUUCUAUCUAUCAGUGCGAAUUUCUUUCUUUCUAUCUAUCUAUCUAUCUAUCUAUCUAUCUAUCUAUCUAUCUAUCUAACAGUGCGUGUUUCUAUCUAUCUAUCCGUUUUUUUUUUGUUUCCAUCGAAUUUUCGUCCCUGCUUAGACUCAUUUCCCUUUUUAUUUCCAAAUAUAUUUCUUUUUUUUUUUCUAUUACGUCUACGUCACCACACACACACACACACACACACCAUCUCUCUCUGUCUACCUCUCUCUCUAUCUGCCUCUCUCUCUAUCUGCCCUCUCUCUCUCUAUCUAUCUAUCUAUCUAUCUAUCUGUCUGCCUCUAUCUGUUCCGCUCCAAGGUAUUUGUCCGUUCCUCGCACCGACCAAUCUUUCACACUGCCCACACCAACGGCAUGUCUUGGAGAGCUGCAACCACUUGCCCCCUUGGGCAAGCGAACUUCGGAUUGCCUGCCAAGCAGACCUCGGGCAAACUUACCCUGGUUCUCUCUCUCUCUCUCUCUCUCUCUCUCUCUCUCUCUUCCCUUCUCCGCAGGCUUUGAAUUCAGAGUUCUCCUAUAUCAAAGUGUAGUAUCUGUUCCCAUCAGCUUAAUACUGAUUCUCUCUCUCCUCUCUCUCUCUCUCUCUCCUUUCUUUCUCCUCUCUCCUCUCUCCUCUCUCUCUCUCCUCUCACUCUCUCUCUAUUUCCAAUUCUAUUUUCCCUUCUUUCUUUCAGUUUCUCACUGA
This is a messenger RNA of Acanthosepion pharaonis, 1725 nucleotides long. Lineage: Eukaryota; Metazoa; Mollusca; Cephalopoda; Sepiida; Sepiidae. The record is from the annotation of a GenBank genome assembly.